CAUAGUAACUAACACGGCGCCGCCAAGCCCAACUCUCGUCGCGUCCCUACAUCGCCGGAGCGCAAUGGCCGCCGCCAGAAAGAUGAUAGCAUUCAAACGGUGGAUGAAGGAGCAAGGCGUAGAGUGGAGCGACGCCCUUCUCUUCGCAACCGAAAGCGGCUGCGCCGACGACUCGCCGCCGAUCUCCGUGGAGGCCUUAAGCGACUUGAAGGAGGGCGACGUCGUGGCGAAGAUCCCUAAGCAGAGCUGCCUCACCGUCGCCACUUCCGCCGCCAGCGAACUCAUCGAGGAGGCGGAGCUCGGCGGCAAUUUAGGGCUCUGCUUCGCCCUAAUGUACGAGAAGAUCCUCGACGCCGAUUCGAAGUGGUUCGAGUACUUGCAGAUACUGCCUAAUUUCGAGCCCAUUCCGCUGCUCUGGUCAAUCUCCGAAAUCGACUCUCUCCUCGCCGGAACUGAACUGCACAAGACAGUUAAAGAAGACAAGGCUCUGGUCUUUGAAGACUGGAAGGAAUGCAUAAAACCUGUUUUGGAGUUGGACUCUUUUGAGCUCAAGCCGGAAUCUUUCACCGUUGAUGAAUAUUUUGCUGCAAAGAGUCUAGUUGCUUCGAGGUCAUUUCAGGUCGAUGAGUAUCAUGGCUACGGCAUGGUCCCUUUGGCUGAUCUGUUUAAUCACAAAACAGCUGCUGAGGAUGUACAUAUUACAACUGAAUCUGAUAAUGACACCGGCAGUGAAAAGGAGGGUACUGACCACGAAAGUGAUGGAGAUGAUAGCACCUCCAGUGAAAAGGAGGGUAACGACCAUGAAAGUGAUGUAGAUGAUGAGCCGGUAACUCAUGAUUCUCAUUCGGAAGGAGGAGAUGGAAGUGGGAGUGACCUAGAACUUUCUUCGGGCUCAGGAAAUGAGUCUCCCUUCCUGGAAAUUAUCAUGAUCAAAGAUGUCAAAGCUGGAGCUGAGGUGUUCAAUACAUAUGGACAUUUAGGCAAUGCAGCCCUUCUGCAUAGAUAUGGAUUUACAGAAGCUGAUAAUCCCUUUGAUAUUCUGAACAUCGACUUGGAUAUUGUAGUCCAGUGGAGCUUAUCUCUGUUUUCAUGUCACCAAAGUAGAAGAAGGCUAUCAAUCUGGAGAAAGAUGGGGUACUCAGGAUGUGGCGAUCAAGAUUCCGAAUACUUUGAAAUCUCAUGUGACGGGGAGCCUCAAGACGAGCUGUUGGUAUUACUCUACAUAAUGCUGUUGCCCAAGGAUGAAUCCCGUGCACUUGAUCAAGCCGUGUCGGGUACAGGAGAAACAAACGCAGCAGCAAAGUUCCAGUUGUUAAAUAAGGAGAUCGUUCUGUCUGCCAAAGGCUCGGAUCCGAGCAAGAAACUGUUGCUGACGCCGGGCGUUGGGGUAGCUCUUUCUUCCCUUGCUGAUGCUAGAGAGAGUCUGUACGGGCCGAGUUCUCUGGAGGAAGACGUGAAAUCGCGAGACAGGUGCUGUCGUGCAACGGAGGGGAAGCUGUAUCAUUCGUUAAUGCUGCGUAUUAGUGAGAGGAGGAUACUUGAGAAACUCAGACGCUAUUCUGCAACUAUUGUAUCCGCUAAUGGAGGAAGAAAGAGGAAAGGAACAGAGACGCGACUGUGAUGGAACAGUGCAGUAAAACAGAUUCAUUGCUCCAGGUUUUAUUUAUGCCGGAAAAAAACUGGCCUUUUUUACAUUUUACGAGAAUAGGAGUUUCUUUCUCUUUAGAUUAUAACUUCUGGUUGACCUCAAUCUAUUCGAUUCAUACGAAUCAAAUCAUAAAUUAUCUACAA
Molecule: messenger RNA, 1791 nt
Organism: Salvia hispanica
Lineage: Eukaryota; Viridiplantae; Streptophyta; Magnoliopsida; Lamiales; Lamiaceae
Product: SET domain-containing protein
Biological process (GO): peptidyl-lysine monomethylation
Cellular component (GO): nucleus
Molecular function (GO): protein-lysine N-methyltransferase activity
Source: RefSeq, a predicted model, not a curated record